Molecule: messenger RNA, 1104 nt
Organism: Naumovozyma castellii
Lineage: Eukaryota; Fungi; Ascomycota; Saccharomycetes; Saccharomycetales; Saccharomycetaceae
Gene: SLD2
Product: Sld2p
Exons: 1
Coding region: 1-1104 (367 amino acids)
Source: RefSeq, a predicted model, not a curated record
AUGAGUCUCCCCCAAUUGAAAAUCGAAUUGAAGAACUGGGAACAUACUUUUAUAAAGCAGAACAACAGACCGCCCACCAAGAAUGACAUCAAGAAAAAUCCACAUAUUAAGGCCAUGUACAAGUCUUACUCCCAAUUAAAAUCCUCCUCGUCCUCCUCAUCAUCAUCCUCACAACCACAUGAGACACCACAGAAAACAACCACACAAGAUCCAGAUGCCGGGUUGGUUCAAUUGGGCCCAACGCCGCAGAUUUACGGAAAGGCAAUGAGUAUUUUCGAAAUGAUGGUCUCACCAAUAAAGCAAACACAACCAAGUGAUGUUGCUACGACCCCUGCAACAGAUGUCACGGAUGUGGAGUCCCCACCACGGGAGGACCAUGAUCAGGAUCAGGGACCAAUGAUGAUGCAGGUUCCUUCUUUGUCUCCUCCAAUAGUGCGAAGUAAAUGGGGGCCAAACUCACCGUUGAAGAUGAAUGAUAUUGUCAAAAUUUCUAUUAAUUUGAAUAAACGAAUAGAAAGAGUCAAUUUGACACCUAAUAAGAUGGGGGUUGAUGCGAAUGUAGAGAGUCCAUCGCCAAUUGUGAAGAAUUUGAAAUUUAAACAGAAAAGUUUGAAACAAUUGGAUAAAGAAUAUAAAGAUAUCUUGAAGGAAUUAAAACUGGAUAAACCCAAUGAUAAUAAUAACGACGAGGAUAAGGAAACUGAUGUGAUAUCUGGGGUAGCUAUUAGGGAUAUAUUUAAUGAGGACGAAGAGGAAACCACUACUACCACGAGACUUACUUAUGGACCUAAACCCAAGAGGAGAAAGAUAAUACGAAGAUUAGAUGUUGCUGAGAAUGAACAAAAAGUUGUUCCGAAAAAUAUACAUAAGGAAUUAUUGAAAUUAAAGAAACGACAAGUGUCUGCGUUAUUGACUGAAGAUGAGAAUCACUCCAAGACUAGUGAUUUGGAGGAUGAAACCACAUCUGAAGAAGAGGAGAAAGAAGACCUACCUGUUAAGCGGCAGAAAAAGAAGAGACCAAAGAAAUAUAAUCUGGUUAGCAACAACUUUAGAAGAUUGAAAUUACCUCGUAAAAACCGUCGUUGGCCAGGUAGAAGGAGGUAG